CGAAAGUAGUUAGUUUUAUUUUUAUUUUUAAAAAUAGAAUUUGUGCUGAAGAAGAAGCAGAAGAAAGACAUGAAUUUCGUGUUCGUGCAUCAGAUGAAUAUUAUCAAGAAAAUGGUCGUGUACCACGAGAAAAAAUUAGUGAACAACCAAAAUAUGAUAUUGAUGAAUAUUGGUAUGCUAUUCAUGUUUUACAAACACAAUAUAUAUUACAAAUAAUUCGUUGUAAUUCAGUUGAAUGUUGUAGACCAUGGCGUUCAAAUUAUGUUUCAGUAUUUCCUCAUCGAUUUUUAUCAGCACUUGUACCAUUUGAACGUACAGCAUAUGGUAUUAGAAUGGCAGAAAAAGAUUAUCAAAGAGGACAAUUUUAUGGAUCAUUAUUCCAAUGA
Molecule: messenger RNA, 386 nt
Organism: Rotaria sp. Silwood1
Lineage: Eukaryota; Metazoa; Rotifera; Eurotatoria; Philodinida; Philodinidae
Source: the annotation of a GenBank genome assembly